This is a messenger RNA of Arabidopsis lyrata subsp. lyrata, 1527 nucleotides long. RefSeq names its product SAC3 family protein C. Gene Ontology annotation, biological process: mRNA export from nucleus. The transcript is spliced from 8 exons. The record is from RefSeq and is a predicted model, not a curated record. NCBI's taxonomy places the organism in Eukaryota, Viridiplantae, Streptophyta, Magnoliopsida, Brassicales, Brassicaceae. Bases 82 to 1287 code for a protein of 401 amino acids. Gene Ontology annotation, cellular component: cytoplasm; nucleus; transcription export complex 2.
AGCUUCGAUUGGGUUCGUUUCUUCAGAGUUCAGAAUCUCGUUGGGACUUGGGAGGGACGAAGAUCUCGUUGCCUCUAAGCCAUGGAUCGUCGUAAUCGUGGCUCUUCUUCUUCCGCUACUUCUAGGGUUUCGAAUACGUAUGGGAAUCGCCAGACCUCUGAUAACCCGAGGACUGGAUCCGGCGGCGGAGCUAGUGAUUCCUUACGGAGAAGAUCCGAUGCACCACCCAAACGAAACAAUGACGAAGACGAAUCAAACUAUAAGGAAGGAGAUCCUGCUGACGUUUCCUUCAUCAUAGGAACUUGUUCUUCUAUGUGCCCAGAGAGGGAAAGAGUCACAAGGGAACGCCUGCGUGAUCUUUCAGUGUUUGAGAGGCUUUAUGGAAACCCCUCAAAAUCAUCCACAGAUCUAGCUGUCAAAAAGUUUUGUAGAACUCUUUCAGCAGCGGAUGUUCAGGCAUCGGAUGUAAGACCGCUCCCAGUUUUAGAAGAAACCCUAACAUACCUUCUAAGUUUGCUUGACUCCAGGGAGCACCCGUUUGAAGUGGUUCAUGAUUUUAUUUUCGAUAGGACAAGGUCUAUUAGACAAGAUCUUAGCAUCCAGAAUCUAGCCAAUGAGAGAGUGAUCUACCUUUACGAGGAAAUGGUUAAAUUUCAUGUCAUAUCUCACAAGAGGCUUCAGAGUUGUAGUGGUACAAGUAUUAGCUCAAUGCAUCACUUGAACAUGGAGCAACUAGCAAAAACUCUUACCUCUUUGUAUAAUAUAUAUGAUGCAAAUAGGAAACCGGAUUAUAUCUACGAAAAUGAAGCCGAGUUCCGCUCAUUCUAUGUGCUGCUUCAUCUCAAUUCCAGUAGUGGAGUGAUGGGGGAACCGCUGUCUCUAUGGUUUCGCAAGUUAACUUUUGCUUUAGUAAAAUCCAAGGAAAUAUGUUUUGUACGAAAUCUUUUAAGAUUAUAUCGGAUGGGCAAUUACAAGAACUUCUUAAGUAGAACAGCUUCUGAGGCGACAUACUUACAGUAUUGCAUAAGUGAACCUUAUAUUAGAGAGAUGCGAUCAGUCGCUGUCCAAUACAUAAACAAUGUUUGCUACAAGCUUCAACCUUAUCCUCUCUUGCGGUUAUCUCAGAACCUGCUGAUGAAGUUUGUAUAUUUCAGGAGUUGGAUGUUGAAUCUCUAUGCCAUGAGUGUGGUCUUGAGACAUGUACUGAUCCUGAUGGGUUCACUGUGUUACCUGCGAAGCAGUCAACCUUUCGUAAUCCAGAGGACAAGUUCAAAGUUUAUGAUUUGAUUGGAAUUGAACGGAUUGAAAAGUAGUUUUGAACCUCUGGUUUGUUGUUUAUGUGUAAAUGCUUCAUACUCUCUUCUUAUAAGAAGAAAUUGAAUUUCUAAAACACCAAAGUUAUAUGAUCUUAGCAAUCAAAUAGUAUAAUGUGUUUUUUUUGCUCUUCUAACCAUGUCUGUUGCAUCCUUUUGAACCUUGAUGUCAAAGAUUUUUCUAUAUUUCAAGUAGUCAAGAAUUAUUCCUAAA